Molecule: messenger RNA, 1227 nt
Organism: Striga hermonthica
Lineage: Eukaryota; Viridiplantae; Streptophyta; Magnoliopsida; Lamiales; Orobanchaceae
Source: the annotation of a GenBank genome assembly
AUGAAGUGUUUUUCUUAUUUCAAGGAAAAAGCAAGCAACAACAGAGUGCAAAAAUCAGCUCCAAUUCUAAGGCAACAGAGCCAGUCUGAUGUAUCAGAGGCUAAAAGGGUCACCAAAUCGUCUGCUUCGCCUCGCAGCAUACCCGAAUUGUACGAGGAAAAAGCUCAUAAUUUGAGAGUUUUCACGUUUUCCGAGCUAAAACAGGCGACCGAUAAUUUUAGCAGGUUGCUUAAAAUCGGUGAAGGUGGCUUUGGGUGUGUUUACAAGGGAACGAUUAAGCCGGUUGAUGAAAAGGGUGAGUCUCUUGUUGUGGCUGUUAAGAAAUUGAGCAGAAAUUGUUAUCAGGGACACAAACAGUGGCUGUCUGAAGUUCAGUUUCUAGGCAUAGUCGAGCAUCCAAAUCUUGUCAAGCUAAUCGGGUAUUGCGCGGUGGAUGGGGAAAGGGGUAUACAGAGGCUACUCGUUUACGAGUAUAUGCCUAAUAAAAGCUUGGAGGAUCAUCUCUUUGACGAGGCAUUUCCUGUUUUGUCGUGGGAUUGUAGAUUGCAGAUAGUUCUUGGGGCUGCUCGGGGAUUAGCUUAUCUCCAUGAAGAACUACAAGUUCAGGUCAUAUACCGAGAUUUCAAGUCGUCCAAUGUGCUGUUGGACUGCGAUUUCCAGCCGAAGCUCUCGGAUUUUGGGCUCGCCCGUGAGGGCCCCACAGCGGGCCAUACCCACGUCUCGACCGCGGUCGUCGGGACACAAGGAUAUGCGGCUCCCGACUACGUAGAAACAGGGCACCUCACCUCGAAGAGCGACGUGUGGAGCUUCGGCGUGGUCCUGUACGAGAUCCUAACCGGGAGGCAGUCCCUCGAUCGGGACCGGCCGAGGCACGAGCGGAAGCUUCUAGAUUGGGUCCGCGGCCGGAGGUUUGGCACGAUCAUGGACCCGCGGCUCGAGGGUCGAUACUCGCCGGGCGGGGCCCGCAGGGUCGCCAGGUUGGCCGACAGCUGCCUGGCGAGGAGCGCCCGUGACCGGCCCAAGAUGAGCAUGGUAGUCGAGAGGCUAAGUGAGAUAAUCGACCUCUCGUCGGCGACCGAAAGCGACAACGAGUGCAAAAAGACGGAAAUACCCGCCGAGCGGGUCGGGCCUGUGGAGUCGGCCCAGAGGAGGAUGGCCCACCUGGCGAAGAUUAGCGAGCACGUGGGCGGGGUCAACCGGAGGAAGUUCAAAUUUAGGGUUACUUGA